AUGUCGGUCAGUCAGCUUGAUCCUACUCUGUUAACACUUACCCCUUCAAGUGACCGUUUGGGACCCCCUCCCCCUGGGAGUCAGACAAGUGGGCCCGAUGUGACAGGCCUCACCCUUGCUUCUAACCUUUCGAAUGUCUCUGGCACUCAAUCCCCUCAUCUCAACACACCUGCUGAAGGGGCGACUGGGAAGAAGAAAAGAUACCGCCGUACCCAGAAGGAAAUGGCUGCGUUUCGCUCAGAGCAGGCCCAUCUUAAGAAGCUCAAGGCCCUCGAGAAAGCAAAGGAGAAGCGAGCAAAAAGUCGUGGUCGUGGUGGUCCAUCUCGUCGUUCAACCCACACCUCAGCCUCCGAACAAACACAGGCCAAUUCCAAUCAACCAUCAGCACCGGUCGCUUCGCAACCAUUGGUCCCGGACGCCAACCCUCCGUUCGACACUUAUGACUAUGAGAACGUGUGUUCCUACCUUGAAGAGGAAGCGAACUAUACUCGGCUCUAUGGCGAUGGAUCGAAGACGUCGGUUGGGAAGAGUAAGGUUACAAAGGGAGCGGCCUAUGACAUGUUUGCGAUCUUCAUCAACAGCAGUUCAAACAAUCGCCUUCGUCUGACUGGGAGCCAACUUCGCCAACGGAUCGAUGGGUACAAAAAACAAUUCAUCAAAGCCAAAGACUUUGCGGACAAUACCGGGGCCGGUAUUGAAGAAGGUGAUGGCCUACCGACCCUUGCCGAGCUGCUCGAGAAGAAAUGCCCGUGUUACGAUCGGAUGUACGCGAUCUUUGGCGGGAAGGCGAAUGUUACCCCAUUGGCUCAGUAUGACUCCGGGGUGGGUGCCAACCUAUAUGGAGAUUCACCGAACCUGAGGGAAGUUGAGGAUCCAACUGGGUCCCCUGAGGUCUUCUUCUCCGGAUGGGAAGAGAGCGACGUUGAUCAACCUCCUUCGGGGGCAAACACCCCUGCCGCCGGGCUGGAUUUCAACCGCUGUCGAAGCGCUAUCGAUCGCCUCGGAAUCGUUAAUUUACCAAACUCGGAUGGGGAGGGGGACCUGGACGAUGAUCUGCUCCCCCCUCCCCUGGACUUCAGUGGAACAGCGAUGGAUCCCUCACCUAGCCUGAUGACUCAACGGUCGAUGACUCGUGCAACUCAAGGAUCUGCUAACCCAGCCGCCAAUGGAGGAGUUUUGGUCCCCUCGGCCUCCCAGUUAAGCACUCCUGACCCAGGAUGUCCUUCUCCAUCAAACGGUGUUAGUACCGGCCGCCGCCCGUUCCCUAAUCAGCGAUCCAUGGAUGCCAGCCCCGCCGGACCGGUCCAAGAGGGGAAUGGGAAAGCAAAAUCGACCUUGGCUAGUGCUUUCGAGAGCUCAAACUCGGAGAAAUUCGCCUAUCUGAAAGCGCACAUGGCGUGGGAGAAGGAGAAGGAGGACAAACGACUUGCGUGGGAGAAGGAACGUUAUGAUAAGGAGGCGAAAAGGGCUACCGAAGGAGCUCAAGGACUAGCCAAACUGGCUGAAUCAAAGUUGAACGCCGCUCAAGCGUGGAUCAAUCAAGGCAAAUCGUCCAGCGAGGUGGACCUCCUAUUGAAGGCCAUCUAUGGAUAA
Messenger RNA from Puccinia graminis f. sp. tritici CRL 75-36-700-3, 1593 nucleotides. RefSeq lists its product as uncharacterized. The coding region runs from base 1 to 1593 and encodes 530 amino acids. The record is from RefSeq and is a predicted model, not a curated record. The transcript is spliced from 2 exons. Lineage: Eukaryota; Fungi; Basidiomycota; Pucciniomycetes; Pucciniales; Pucciniaceae.